Messenger RNA from Suillus subalutaceus, 1071 nucleotides. RefSeq lists its product as uncharacterized. Bases 1 to 1071 code for a protein of 356 amino acids. The transcript has 7 exons. The record is from RefSeq and is a predicted model, not a curated record. Lineage: Eukaryota; Fungi; Basidiomycota; Agaricomycetes; Boletales; Suillaceae.
AUGUGGAUGCUAACGGUUCUGGUGCGGACACUAAUGGUUCUGAUGCGGAUGCUAACGGUUCUGGUGCGGACGCUAAUGGUUCUGAUGCGGACGAGUGGAAUGGACCAGGAUGUUGGUGGCGGACCUGAUCUUUACAACCCAAAUAAGGAUCACAACACCUCAGAUGAUAGCAGCAAUGACGAAGCUACUCGCACACACUCUCGAGCUAUUGGUAACUCACGAAAUACCAAAGAUGUCCUCAACAAUCAUCACACAAGGAACCGUCGCCCUCGUAUACCCAACCCAGACAAGCUCGAGCAUUUACGUCGACAUGCUACUACUCAAGAUUUGGCUGAACCUUCCGAAGAAGAGGAGGUUGUAGUACCAUGCAAGAGAACGCGGACGGUCAAAUCAACUGCACAGAAUAUUCGUUUCUAUCCUCCUUCUUGGAGGGACGUUCUAGAGGCCGCGAAGAAGAAAUCGCACCUGGGUUUACUCACUAGCACAGCGUCGAAGCGCAGCGAUUUUCUCCAAACCAAGGCCAUCGAAUAUAUCUUAGAAACGCUCGAUGAUUUUGGAUCUCAAGGUAUAGGUGUCGACGAUGGAUACUGGGAUGAACACAAAUCAGAUAGGGCAGUCUUGCUAUGGGACAAUCGUGCUACUAUGCAUUCUGAGAUGAAUGCGCGUCCAAUUGUUCUAGCUCACUACGAAAUUCUUCCGCAUGAUAUUGACGAUGAGGAUGACUGUGAGCGGGAGGAUGGUAGUUUCCUAUGGGAUGGAGUGGAUGCACUGGACAGGACCAAUAACCUUGCAAACGAGGCCCUGGGCAGCUUCUGUAUGUCCUAUUUUUACAAGGGCGAGAAUGCGCUCGUGAAGACAUUUCCAGACUUAUUCGCUGAUGCUGUUUCCAAGGGUGCUGUCGCGCUCGCAGCGACUGCGCUUGCUGCUGCUAUUGACGAAUACAAGACUGGUUUCUACAAGCAAAUGAAAUUUGUGGCCGAGUUAUAUCAACCGAUCUACGACAAUGUCAUCAAGCUCUACAAUGAUGUAAAGAAGGACCACUAUCACGCCAAGAAAUGCCGGGCCGCCUGA